AUGAUUGAGAUUGCAGAGCCACAGAGGGUGCACAAUAUCACAUGUGCAUGCGGCCCGCCCGGCGCCACUGGGCCGGCAGCAGUCACGGUAACGGAGACGCACACAGUCACAGCGCCGACUGUCACGGUAACUCAGGCGCCAGGGCCCGGUUCGUCUGCCGGAAAUACGGUUGUCAGUCAGCCAGCCUCUGUGCCUACUCAGAUCGUGUAUGUCACGGCCGGGUCCACCAUAAAACCCGAGACCGUCACCGUCACCGCUCCGGCGGCUAUUGUUACAGAGACUCGCACAUUGUACGUGACGGAUGGAAGCACGAUCCCGGCCUCCACGGUGUUUGUGACGGCCACGGCCACUGCUAGCCCUGUGGUGACGACUGCCACCAUUGUGCAGACGCAGCCCCCACGGACCAUCUAUGUCAGGGGCAGCGACACAAUUGUGCCAACCGUCGUCACCGUCACCGAGUCUCCGACAGGCCACCCGGCUCCUAUCACCACCACCACGGCCGCCCAGGAGACUGGCAGUGACGGCGGCUACCCUACCAGCAGCAUCGUCCCGCCGGCAGACCACCACUGCCACAAGAAUGGAACGUGCCACAAUCACCCCGGGACCUACAGCGUUACCCAGAUUGACCUACCGACAUUCUGCGGUAUUUCCACCGUCAUGGAGACGGUACACAGAACCGUGACGCAGACGGUCUACCCAUCGGAUCCCUCCGCAGCUCCCACAUUGUCCAGCGGUGGCAACUCGACAGUGUCCGUCGGCGGUACCGGAUCUCCAAUCAUGCCCGUACACACUGUGAUUCCCCCACGGCUUAGAGAUGCCAGGUUCGAGGAGAUGCGAGGUCAUUAUUACUAG
This is a messenger RNA of Phaeoacremonium minimum UCRPA7, 852 nucleotides long. RefSeq lists its product as hypothetical. The record is from RefSeq and is a predicted model, not a curated record. The transcript has 2 exons. NCBI's taxonomy places the organism in Eukaryota, Fungi, Ascomycota, Sordariomycetes, Togniniales, Togniniaceae. Bases 1 to 852 code for a protein of 283 amino acids.